Messenger RNA from Galleria mellonella (greater wax moth), 10288 nucleotides. RefSeq names its product disintegrin and metalloproteinase domain-containing protein 12 (gene Meltrin). NCBI's taxonomy places the organism in Eukaryota, Metazoa, Arthropoda, Insecta, Lepidoptera, Pyralidae. The transcript has 17 exons. Gene Ontology annotation, biological process: membrane protein ectodomain proteolysis. Gene Ontology annotation, molecular function: metalloendopeptidase activity. The record is from RefSeq and is a predicted model, not a curated record. The coding region runs from base 284 to 5017 and encodes 1577 amino acids.
CUGUCUCAGUCUUGUCCUACCUCUGUUAUGACUCAGUUUUUCUACGGAUAGUAGUUUUAUUUUUUUUCCAUAAUUUAACACGGAUAGAUGUAUCGUUCUUUUCUUCUCACCAUUUCCUCGUACCAGUAUUAAGUUCCAUUCUAUUAAAAAAUACAAAUUUAUUAUUAAAAAUGGUAUGAUGUGUUGUGCCUUGUCGUUAUGAUAAAAUUGAAACACUAUAUUUUUAUACGCAUUGUUAGUUUACUCUGAGUACUAAUAAUAAUCGUUAUGGUUUUCUGAUACCAUGUCCCAAAGUUUUACGUGUACUAAAAUGUGUGAUAAUGUUUGUGUUUGGUGCUUAUAUAUUGUGUGUUUAUUAAUUUUAUCGGCUGUUACAAAGAACGGUGUCGAAUCUCACGAGCUGAAACGACCUGCGAGAGAAUUUAGUCGACAUAGGAUUGUGCAGCCAACAGUUCAGCAUGGAAGAACAAAAAGAGAGAUCUCAACUACUAGGGACACGAAUGGUGUACACCAUACAGACGUGACGGUGACCGUUCAUAUAGAUGGUGAAGAUUAUGUACUCGACUUAAGACUGAACCAGGAUCUGGUGACCGAAGACCACGUCAUCCGGUAUCAGACUGGUGGAAAGACUGUUACACAUAAGCCUAAGAAAGAAGAUCUCGACCUGUGUCAGUAUUCUGGCACGGUUCGCGGCAAACCUGGCUCUUGGGUGGCAGUGUCCACCUGCCGCGGCCUCAGGGGUAUUAUCUACGAUGGGCAAACUAUGAAAUACAUCGAACCAGCACAAGGUCACGACAUCCAAUCCAGUCAUUACAUUUACGACCAUGGUGAUCUGAACACAGUCAACAAAUGUGGUUUUGGAGGUGUCACAAACAACACCCACUACGAUCCGUUGCUGUUACAGAAGUACCAUGCGAAAAAGGAGAUGCAAAAGAGUAGGAUAACACGAUAUAAAAGGGACGCGACCGAUGACACUCUUGUCCGAGGUCCUUACAAUCAGAACAAGAUGUCCCGAUACGUGGAACUGGUGCUCGUCUCCGACUACCGCGAGUACCUGGCCAACGGCGAGAGUAUUGAGACUGUGCAUCAUCAGCUCAAGGACGUUGCCAAUAUUAUAAAUGCGGUUUACUCACCGUUGAACAUUUUCAUAGCUCUGGUCGGUGUGGUGGUGUGGAGCGAAAGGGAUGAAAUAGAACUAGUCGAGAAUGGGGACACGACGCUCAACAACUUCCUUUACUAUAGAAGACAUGUACUCUUACGGGAUAUACCGAAUGACAAUGCGCACUUGAUCACUCGUCAACAAUUCGUCGAAGGAGUGGUUGGAAAAGCGUUAAAAGGGCCGAUAUGUACCUAUGAAUUCUCUGGUGGGGUUGCCAACAACCACUCCGAGGUUAUCGGCUUGGUGGCGACCACUAUAGCACACGAGAUGGGUCACAACUUCGGAAUGGACCACGACGAUGUAGACUGCGAGUGUCCCAAGGAAAAGUGCAUCAUGAGCCCAUCUAGUACAUCAGUGAUGCCAACACACUGGUCGAACUGCAGCUUGAGCUCAUUGGCGUUAGCGUUUGAAAGAGGGAUGGAUUAUUGUCUGAGGAACAAGCCACGACGACUUUUCGAUUCGCCGACAUGCGGCAAUGGGUUCGUAGAGGCGGGUGAGCAAUGCGACUGUGGACUACGACUGCCGGGCAUGGCGCCAAAUGCAUGCGAGGCGUGUUGCCACGCGGACACUUGUAUGCUACGCGCCAACGCAACCUGCGCGGCCGGCACUUGCUGUGACCUACAGACGUGCCGGCCGGCGCGUGCUGGCCGCGAGUGCCGCGCGGCGGCGCGUGAGUGCGACCUGCCCGAGUACUGCAGCGGCUACUCCGAGCACUGCCCGCCCGACGUGCACAAGAUGGACUCCACGCCCUGUUCCGCCGGGGAGGCAUACUGCGUACGGGGUUCGUGUCGCACACACAACGACCAGUGCCGAUUAUUAUGGGGCGCUACUGGAGAAAACUCUCAUCCCAAGUGCUACAUCACCAACAACGUCAAGGGAAACAAGACUGGCAAUUGCGGCUACGAUCGUCGCAGCAUGACGUUCGCUCGGUGCGCGCUCGCCGACACCGCUUGUGGUCUCCUGCAUUGUCGACACCUCAACGAGCGGCUCGAGUUUGGCAUGGAGUCUGUCUCGCAGCUCGCCGCCGUCUUUAUCAAUAACAAUGGCACUAUCAUACCAUGUCGCACUGCUAUAAUCGAUCUGGGACUAAGUGAUGUCGAUCCCGGCAUGGUUCCAGACGGCGCCAAGUGUGGUCACAACAAGAUGUGUUUGAAGCAAAAGUGUGUGGAUAUUGAAUGGGUGAGAGAGAUGAUAGCACAUAAAGAAUCAUCUGUUUGUCCAUCCAACUGUUCCGGUCAUGGUGUUUGUAAUUCUGAAGGUCAUUGUCACUGCGACGCCGGAUUCGCUCCGCCGCUAUGUUCGCUGCCCGGCCCGGGAGGUUCUUUCGACUCAGGACCGGCUACCGAUCCCAGUGUACAAAGGAACUUCAUGGUGGCCAUGUACAUCAUAUUCUUGGGGAUCAUACCGUCGAUCCUCAUCAUCCUGUUUCUCAUCUACUACUCGCGGCACAACGUGCUGCUCUGGUGGAAGAAACCAAGGAAAUCGAUGCAAUCUCCGAAAAAAUCGAGUUUACAACAACGCAUUUCAAGGAGUGCGAGCAAAUUUGCGGCGAAUUUCCAAAGCGGCGCUCCAAGUAACGCUCAACCGGUCGUACAUACUCUAUCCAAUCCUGAUGAUAUGAGCUCGAGUCUCCUACGAAACGACUCGGACAGAAGUCCGUCCGGUAACCUUAACCCUACUGCUUUUUUCGGCAAUUUCAAGGGCUUCUCCCUUACACCUAUAGAGAAGAAUCAAACGAACGCGAAAGAAGGUCCCGAGAUCGCUGUAAUCGAUAAAAACUCAAAGACCUCAGACCCGAAUAAAAGCGCCAAAAUCACCCCAGUCCACCGUAGUAGCAGUAAUAGUCAAAACAUAGUUAAUCAGGGCGUGCUGAAGCCGGUAUUGCGUACUGCACCGCCAUUGCCUGUAGUGCCUGCAACAGCCAAAACUAGUCCCAAAACGAGCCCAUCAGUAAAAAGAACUAAUAGUUCUGUUCAAAAUAGGAUAAAAGCUUUAAUGGGUGAAAAAGAAGAACAGCCAAUUAUCAAUCCACCACCCAGACCAGUUAUAUCCAGUCCUAUUCUAGAAGCUUCUACUUGUACCGCAAAAGAACUCAUAUCGCCUCUCCAAGGAUCAAAGACUCUGGGACCAAUGAGAGCCGCUCCCACAGUUCCUGUUAUAUCCCCCAAUUUGCCCAAAAGACCUUUGAGUAUGCAUUCAGCGGGAACUGUGCCUCAGAAACCGUUACCAGAAGAACCUAAAAAAGUUAAAGAGGGUAUAUCUCUGAAUCGAAUCGCAUCAUUCUUAAAACAAGACAAAUCAAAAGAAAAAGAGCGUAAUACAGUUGAGAGAAGCAAUUCCUUGCCGAAAAAUCCUAAUCAUCAAGUGAAGUUUCCUAAAGCAGUAGAUAAGAAUGCGUUAAGGAAUCUUCAGAUAUCAAAUCCCAUAUUGCAAAAAGAUAUAGAACUACCUGUUAGUACGGUGCCAGUCGUGUCGGAUUCAGAAGACGGAGACGAUGCCAAACCGUUCGUAAACAGAGCUCAAAGCAUGCGAGCUCCAGCAACGCAGAAACCUAUUAUCCAGAGUUUCGGCUCUAUGCGGCAACCGGCUGGUGCUCCUCGCCCGGUGUCUAUGGUCGGAAGGCCAACGGCACCCCCUCCUCCCUUACCCAGCGAAUCUCUUCAAACAUACCAAAACUCCAAAUCACAGAACGAUAUUAAAAGCACCGACUAUGUAGACUGUAUUGAAGAAAAACAAGCUCCAUUGGCGCAUAUAGACGAGGAAUCUAGUGACAAUAUUUAUGCCAUCAUUGAGGAGAGUCCUGUAAAACACAUGCCGCCUUUAGGCGGCUCUGUACUAGCGAAAACUGAUUCCCAAUCACCCCCUGAAGGACAUACGACGCCUAAAAGUGUUCCUUCCAACUCGGGAAGUGCUGAAAGCAUGGGGUUACUAGGUGAAAUUGUAAACGAAAUACAAAAUCGAAACUUCGAUUCUAUUUAUUCAGCGUCUACACUUUCGAGGAAGAAAGGAAAGAAGGAAGAGAAUGCUGAAAAUAGCCGAGAUAGUACAUAUAUGAAUACAAAUCACUAUAAAACACCGGAGAGUGUAUACAGUAAUUCUGGCGCGAAAUCGAAUGCUUCUACGACGAGUAGCGGAUACUUACAUCCGUCCGCUGUAAAUGUACCGACUUUUCAAAAAGACGACGACACGAAAGAUAACGAUAAACCUCCCUCAUCUCCAACAUUAAAGACUAACUCGAAGAUUCCUACGUUUAUAAGACAAGUGACACCACCGGGCCUCAAAAAUACCAGUACUUUUAGAAACGUACCGCAGUCACCAAAAAUUGCGAACAAAAAUAUUAAUGUGACGCAGAAAAACAUUUCCAAUAGUCCGGAUUUAGUAUCGAGCUGUUCGGUGGCUGAUACGAAAAAUGUAAAAGCACCCGAUGUUAUCAAUAAUAAUAAAGUCUCGACUGAGCACCCUAAAGUAGCUACGAAGCCCACGGUGACCGCUAAACCUAAUGAUAACAGACCUCCACUACGGCCGGCACCGACGAUCGAGAAAAAAACAUCUCUUAGAACUGCACCCACUGUGAAACCUACAACAAAUCUCAGCAGAGUUCAAACCGAAAAAAAUGCGCCCCUAAAUCGUGCCAACUCAAAAGUGGACUCUAACGUUAAAGCGAUAGCCGAUAAUUUAAAUAAAAACAAGCCUAAAGUUGUGCCUAAGCCGACUGCAGUUAGUGUACAACGGACAGACUCUAACAUCAAACCAAAUGCGACAAAGUUGGUAUCUAAACCGUCUAAUGUCGCCAGUUUGCAACAAAAAUUCGAAAAUAGAAAGUCGUUUGGUAAAGAGAUUACCACUGCGAAAAAAUAGGCUUUAAUUUAGAUUAUUUCGGACUUAAUUGUUUAAUAAAUAUACACGAUUGAAAAUAUGUAUAUUACAUAUGACUUGAAGAAAUCCAAGUAUCGCUUGGAUAGGUUUAGGUAAGGAUUCGCAGCGUUUUGCUGUUGUAAUAAAGACGAAUAUCGUGUUAUGUGUACUGCACAAGUAAAAUCAGCUUUAAAUCUAUGGACAUUAUGUAUUUUAUGUGGGUAUUAAAAUACUGUAAUGAUAGUAAAUCAUUUAUAAAUGAAAUCGCAACCAAUGGGUGUUAUUUUCGGUAAUCAGCGGGCAAAUUGUGUUUUUGGGGUGCAAGUGGCCAACAUUCUGGGGCCAAAGCCAACCUCACCUGCCUGUGGUGCACCCUGCUAAUGAACAGACGAGGCUCUGGCGAACUGUUAUCCAAGCUAUUACCGAGUAUAACGUCAUAUACUUUUUAGUUAAAAAUGAGAGGUAUAUUUCAAACAUGCACCAGAAAAUGGGUAAUAAACAAUAACGUCACGACACACGGUCUCUCUGUCUAUAGCAAUGAUAAAUGUAUCUGCGAUAGACCUUUAUAUGAUAUAAUUAUUAGAUAGAUUUGUAGGCAUUGGGGGCAUUACAAUGAAAGAUUGAACUGUCAUUAGUUACAAAGGUAUAAAUUAACUGUUGUAUUAUAAUAGUCCGUUAUCGUUUCACAUGUGCAUAUAUUUUAAAGCUGAUUCUAUUUUAUAGCAGUCACUUACACAAAAGACAAUUGGAGGUAGGAAUCUUUGAUAUUAAUUUUAAAAUGAUUAGGAGUGAGAUAGAACUUUCCUUUUCAAUAGAAUGUAUUGAUUAAAUUUAAAAAAAAUCCAUUUGUCAGUCUGUGCAAUAUUUACUAAAAAUUAUUGAACCGAUUUAAAAAAAAAAACCUUGAAGGUAUUAUACGAGUAAUUUUUUGCUUAGACAUAAAAACGUGCACAGCGGCUAAUAUAAUAUGAUAUAAAUCGUUUGACAGUGACAAAUAGUUUGUGAUUUUGGCGUUAGAAAUUAAUUGAAAUUAAAUAUUGAAUAAUAUCUAGUCUAUUUUAUAUAUAAACAUUGACUUUCUAGCUUGAUGAUUGGACUUUAAUGGGUAGUUCAAUUUCAUAACAUGAAUAUAGUCAAGUGUUUACAUUAGGAUGUGACAUUGGUGUAUAUCGUGAUUGGUGUAUAUUUUUUUGAAAGCUCGGUGUACACUUAGUACCUACAUAAAGAGAGUACAUAAAAUGUGAUUUGAAAAAUACAAUUUAUUAAUAGAGUGUGGAAAGAUACUAUACCCACACUGAUGUAAUUAUAUUAGUUAGUCAUACAUAUAAAGACUAAAUAAAUGUGAACUAAACUUGUCAUUAAGAAUUACGCUAUAAGAUUCAAUGUCGAGUGACGUAUAGUUUUGCUACAUUCGUUUGUGAUACAAAACAAUAGAUAUUACAUCUUAUAUGUAAUCAAAUUUAGAAUAAAUUUAUUAAUCAUUUUUUUAUAGGGUAAUUAAUGUUCCACAUGUUAGAGAAGAAUAUAUACUAAUGGUGCUUCCUAAUGUUAACACAUUCUGUUUGUAGUGCAUUAUAUUUAUUGCCAAGGCUACUUAAAUUUAUUUACAGCGUAUGCUUUUCUCCAAAUAUUUGGAAGCAAUAAAUAAAUAGUUCUGUAUUUAAAAUGAAAUCAUUUUAAAUAUCUGGUAUCUUUUAAGUGUAAAUUAUAAUUUAUAAAUCUAGAAAUGCAAAAAGUAGUAUCAUAAAAGUUAUUUUAAUAAGCAUAAGUACUUUCCUUUAAAAUUUGCAAAGUGUUCAUAAUUUUCUACGAAUAUGAUUAUAACUCGAUUUUGCUAAUUUAAAACUUUACAUAUGACAUUUUAAAUCGGUAAAAUCGAUGAGUUGUAAUAAGUGAUCUCUGUAAAUACUCGAAUAGGCAGCAUUUUCAUGUUUGAGAAAAGUUUCUUUUAAAACCAAUGAGAGUUAUUCCUUUAUUAUUAAAAUACUAUUGUAAGUAGGUGUUAUAUUUUUUGUCGUAAAUUAUUUUGAGAUAAAAAACUUUUCUCGCGCAUGAAAUUUCGACUUUAUUUGUAUUUGUUUAGAGUUUAAUCGAUCAACAGUGUCUUAUAAUUCAUACAGAUUUUUAUUUUUAUAAAAAAAAUAGUUGUGUCAAUAUCCAUAUACAAGUAAUUACGGCUUGUGUUCAAAUAAAUGCGUGAUAUUUGAAACAUAAUGUAUAUGUAAGUGCAAAUCGUAAGGCUCCGUCUAAUUUAUUUUGCUGUAAAAGUACAAUAGUUUGAAUUGCUUUUGAUUGAAAAUUAUAUAUGGCAGCUAAGUAAGUAAUGGUAUGAGGUUUAUCGAUGCUCCAGCAAUAAUCUGAUAGUACAGAUAAUCUGAUAGUACCGAUACUAUCAUAUAUGUUUAAUAUAGAUAUAAUAGACAGAUAUGUUUAGGAUAAUAAAUAAUAAUUAUUGAUAAUGUUGCCAGUAUCAACAAUCCGAUGGUACUUCAAAUUACUAUAAACAUAUAUUAUGGAUUAUCAGCGUUAACCAUUAAUGGUUUGGGCAAUGAUGUUGAAUAGUGAUUAAAUCACACAAAUGGUUCUAGAUAUUACAUACAGCUAUUGUUGUAAUAAUAAGUUAUAAAAUAUUAUGACCAUUUAUGUACUGCUCGCGACUACCGUCAAUCCACAUACAUUCGGACCAAAAUAGAUGUUAUAUAUCUUUUUUAAAAGUACGUCUUAAGAUAAAUUUGAAGAAUAAAUUUCAGAAAUGUUAUUUCAAUAUCUCUAAUCUUUUAUGACUUCCACUAUUAGUAUCAAUGACUGUUAUCCUACCGUCAUGAUUAGGUAUUAUAUGGUAUUAUUUAAUUUCUAAAAUAAAUAAAGUAUAUAUGUGCAUUUAGAAAAUGAUAUUCCCUAAAGGGUCACUAUUCCAAAAAUGUCAUUAUGAGAUAAUAGAAGUGUUUAAAUGUAUUUUAUUUUUGUCCAUUCUAAAAUACCUACGUGAUCGAUGUAUGUGGAUAAACAAAAAACUAUUCGAGUCAUCUAAAUUAUUUUUUAAUUGAUGAUCACGUGUCAGAGAUUUCGCGCUGGCGUGAUUUGUUUGAUAUUAAUAUAAUUGUGGUCUAUAUUCUUUAUUUCAUAAGAAGAGUAAUUCUUGUCAUUAGACCGAUAAUCUAGUAUUGCAUUAAUCUACGUGCAGGCUCGAAUUUUUUUUUAACGUUAAUCUAUUUAUAUUUCAAUUACUGGUGCUAGAAUAAUUUGAUAAGCAAGCAGCAAGAAUUUUAGUCGCAUCAUAUUGCCAAAACACAAUAAACAUGUUAUACUAAUCGUCCAUAUUCACUGCCAGCUUGGUACAAACUGUAUGGUGCUGAAAUAUUACAGAAGAAAUAGUCUAUGAUAGCAAACACGUGAAAGAAUAUCCUUUAGAGAAAACAUCGAUUUAGGAAUGAUACAUUGUAAACUAGGCAACUAUGAUAGUCUGAUUUCAGUCCUACGAAGUUUCCACUCAAAAAAAUCACGCAUCGUUCGUAAUAGCUCUUUUUACAAAUUGAAAUAUAACAUGCUUCAACCUGUUAUUCUUAAAUUGAUGGAAGACACAAAUUAGUCGGAAAUAUAUUGACCUUUAUUUUAUACCAUGUUAAUUCGCUCUAUGUAUUUCUGUUAUUAUUGAAAUUACCCUCUCGCUUUAAAAAAUACAUUAUUUUAUUUUAUAAUGCUAAGAACAAGAACAAAUUUGCUGACGGCCCAAUUGAUUGCAAACAGUUAAUAUCUUAUAUUCGUACUUGUGUUAUCUGACGUGAUUGGAAGCACAAAUACAAAUUGAAGUACCUUAUGUUGUGGCUAAGGUGACAUUUUUGUCUAUUGUCACAGAAUAUUUAUUACGUUAGUAUUUCAUUUGGGCCGUUAUACAUACGGGAUAUCUGAAUAAAAGCGUAUAACUUAUAUAAACAGCAUAGCGAAAAUGGUUAUAAUAAAUUUUAAAUACAGUUUACUCGUAUUCCUACAAGUGAACAAUUUUCCUUCCUAGAAACAAGUAAAAGUUUCAUAGAAACCGCUCGGUUAUGAUCAAUUGAUAGAGUAGAAAAAGGUUAACAAAAUAUUUUUAUAUUUCAAUUAUGCUUCUUGGGGAGAGCUGUCCAAUGCCGUGAACUCUGCAUCAAGGUUCCGUAUACAAACGUUAAUAUUAUGUCCUUUUGAUUAUAAUUGUAAAUAUAACCAAAGAAAAUUAUUUUAAUAAUACGUUAAUUAUUUGGAAGCAAAAGGGAAACUUAAAGCCUAGAAAUAUAUUUAUCGAACUAGGUACUUUCUAUAUUGUCUAAUUAAAUACUAUCAUUAUUACAGACAUUGUAAAAGUCUGUGGUCAUUAUAAUAUUGAAGACUUGUACGCCUUUUAAUUAAAAAUGAAAUGUUCAGUAAUUACAUGAGUAUUUUUAUAAUACCAAAUCCCUACAUUUCUUACUAAAUUUCUCUAAAUAAGUCUUCUACUACACAUAGAUGUCUUCUAUUGUAUGCUACUGCUACACUACUUGUUUAUUAGAGGCAAAUAUCUUCUCUUUCGUUCUCCUCCAGAAAAUGUCAGAGUCCUAUUUUAACCUCAUGUAAAUAAUCAACAUCCCCAUAUAUAUAUAUAAUGGUUUUAAUUGCAAAGACUGCAUAUAGCGGCAUGAUAUUAAAUAAAUAAAUCUUUGACUUAUAGGUGAAAAUCUGACCGCUAAUCUGUAAUAUGUUUUCGUCUUUACCUCAUCAUGUCAUUUUAUAUACAUAUUGUUUAUUAUAAUGACAUGUUACAGAAUACAGACAAGAGAAAAUAAUCGAUGUAACAAAGUAAUAAGUGAAGCAUUCAAAAUAUGUCAACCCAAUUCGGCGUUUCUUUUACGGCCUACUUAAACCAAAGAUUUUAUAAAUGGUCUUUGACUCUACCUUUCGCAUUAUGGAGUAAUAUCUCUCUCAUCUAUAAUGAGACGUUAAUUUAGGAAAAAUACCUAAUUAUGUUCUAUGCAGUCGGGACCUACCGUUGGUGAUAGGGUGUAGUACCUUUGCUUGUCGUUUGGCCCGAGCGGCGCGCGGGUGCUUGAUAUAAUAAUAUUAGUUUGUUUAUCGAUCAGAAUUAGGGUGUAUAGCUUAAUUAUUAAUUUUUAUUGCAAGACUGUGAAUUAUUUACUAAAUUGUAUUAUGUUUAUUGCACUUAAGUUAGUUUUAAAAAAAUCACCUUUAAGAUUUUUUAGUAGGCAAUGAUUUGCGAUUUGUUUAUGCAAAAAGAGAAACCUAUUAAAUAAAAUGUGAUUCCAA